AACUACUUCCUCUUGCGGCUCUAUGACCCCCCAACAGAAGCAAAUGCACGAAUAACAGCCAUUUCCUUCGAGAUUGGGCGGAUUAUGAAGCAUUUUGCUAGCUUUGGGUGAUAACUGGCACAGGAAGGGGUAAAGUGUCAGUUUGCGAACUGUAUUUCUUAAAUGUGUAACUAUUUGAGUCUUUUGUUAUCUUUCAUGCAGCGUUAGCCGCGGAAGACUAGCAUUAGCCGUGUUCGAAGGGUUUACAAAAUGUCGAGACCAAGGUCCAGAUCACCUCGUCAUAGGAGAUUUCCAUGGGAAGAACUGGAUUUUGAUCCUUGUAAAGUUAUUGGAGAUCUGGAUGGUCGUCCACGGGACAGAAGCCGUCGCUUAAGAGAAGGUCCUGAAGAACUCGGGGACUUCUUGGUGGAGAAAAUGUUCCUAGAAGACCAGAGAAGAUCUCCUUUCUCUGACGAGUCUCGUUUUAGAAGUCAGCGACACUCAGGCCAGGAGUUGUUCCGCCGAGGCUCUUCGCUCCAUCGUGACCAAAUGCAUUUAGAAAACCGAAGGGAUGGUGACGGUUCUGGAAACGACAGACGCAGAGAAGACUUUCAAAGGUUUGGAAACAGGGGGGCGUUUCGCCAGUCACCUCAGCCGCUGUUGAGGCUGGGACCGUUGGACCCCCCAAAGGGGGCCGGGAUGGGCUGGAGGCCGGAGCAGCGGGGUAGGGGUCGGGGGAGGUUCAGAGACUCCAGUGUGAGGUCAGGUGACCACAGAACAGGAGACGUGGAAAGAGAGAGGAGAGAAGGUUCCUUUAGGGGUAGACAAAGAGAGAAGCCACACCACGAACAAGACCCCCCUUUUAAAAGACCGAGAAGAGAAAUGGAUGACGUCGGUCGUUUUGGGUACGGGAAUGAGGAGGACUUUGGGGAUCGGGGGUUCUCUGCGAACAGACCGAGAGGUGGGUUUGGAGGACGUUCCCGGGGGAACUUUCCUCGUAGAGACUCUGGGAACUCUGGCUUUGGUACUGAACGCGAUCGAGGCCUUGACCAUCGUCAGGAUUUUAGACGUCAUGAGUCCGACUUCGAACCACGGAGGAGUCCACGUUCAGUAGGAUCUUCACAGGAACGUUUCAGGACAUCAGCGGGAAGGUUGGAUGGCCGGGAAAUCUCACCAGAGCGCCAUUUUAGGAAUGACUCAAUUGAAGCAAACCGUCAUGAAACGAGGAGGAGCCCAAACCCCCAGAAAUACGAUGGUCAGGGGGGUCAGAUGAACAACAGGGGGAGGGGGAGGUACAGCCAAGGUCGAGGAGGAAGGAUGGAGCCUCCUAGGAAUCAACCCAGAUUCCAAGAUCUUCCCGAUGGUGAGCAGCGUGAAGGUUAUCGAGCCUUCAGGGGAGGCUUUGAGGAUCCAGUUGAGAAGAAGCCCAACUGGGAAAAUGAAGACAGACGUCAGCGGUGGGAAGAUGACAGGCCCGGAAGUUUGCAGCAAAGCUCAGCAAGAGUUGAUUUGGAUCAUAAAAUUCCCCAUCAGAGGGAACGUGAUUGGAGCAGUCAGAAAUCCAACGAUGUGACCAUCAUCACAGAAGAAACCCUCACCGUCAAAGUGGACAUGAGUCGACCUGCAAACCACAGAAGCCCGCUCUGCUACUCCUCCGACCGACAGCUCUCCUUCGACCUGGUCAACGUUGGACGCCAGCGUCUGGACUUCCUGCCCAUGCUGGAGCAUUCUGGGACGUACCGCGAGAACGCCUCACACACCGGGACGUUCGCCCAGGAAAUCAUCACUCUGGUGCACUUUGUCAAAGAACAAUACUUUAAAGGGGCCGGGCCCACGCUGGACAAGCGCUUCUCGGCUCCACAGAAGGGCGGAUACUCCGAAGACGAGGUGGAGGAGCUGACGCUGAACCAGAGGUUCAGCUCUAACCGAGGCUUCCGUCUAAACGCAGACUCGCUCUUUGAUGAUGACGACGAUGAAGAUGAUGAUGAUGAGACUCUUUUCUCAAGGCUGAGAUCCAUGCAGAGUGUGACUAAGCUGCCGUUACGAGGCCCGGGUGACCUGAGACACGACCUGGAGAGGCGGCGCCAGGAGAAGCUGGAGGCGGUUAAAGUCACAAUCCCAGGAAGCAGCUCGUCUCAGCAGCGUUCCCGUGGAAACGUCAGCGAGCCAGACGAGACGGAUCAGGAAGGGUUCUCCCACCGGUCCCAGAAUCCGCACAGACGGGAAGGAACCCUGGGACCCAGAAGAGGAGCUUCAGUCAGACCCAACAUGGGCCCUCAGCGGUGGAACCAUCGGUUUGGACCCGGGAGGCAGAACCAUCCUGCAGGUCUGAACUGAUGACCCGACCGGCUCCAGGUUUUCCAUCGGAACUCUGAUCCGGUCUAAAGCAGCAGGUCCUCGUUGAUUCUACAGCUUUUCCUUUUUCCUCGUAGAUCUUUGGUUGUUUGUAGCUUCAGUCCGAUACCAGAUGCUGGUUUGUGUCUUUAAUCUGUUGCUUUAUGAAGAUGUUUGUAGUUUAAAUGUCCUGAAAAUGUUUUUAUUAAAAUUAAUGUUCUAAAACGUU
Nothobranchius furzeri (turquoise killifish) is the source of this 2542-nucleotide messenger RNA. Its product is annotated as BCLAF1 and THRAP3 family member 3. Lineage: Eukaryota; Metazoa; Chordata; Actinopteri; Cyprinodontiformes; Nothobranchiidae. Gene Ontology annotation, cellular component: mediator complex. Gene Ontology annotation, molecular function: DNA binding; transcription coregulator activity. The record is from RefSeq and is a predicted model, not a curated record. Gene Ontology annotation, biological process: positive regulation of transcription by RNA polymerase II.